ACAGAGUUCUUUGAUAAAAUGUGAAAACUAUACGUCCAAAACUUCAUUUGAAAAUCCUCCAUCGAAUGUCUCAAACUUCAUCAUUUACUCAUCAUCAUAACAAUUACUCUCUAUUCCCGUUCUUUUCGAUUCAAUCUUCCUAGUCUUCUGUUGUCAAGCAUUCCACUUCUGACUUGUGUUAUAUACUAUUUAUGUAGACAUGAGUAACAUACACCACAGUGGUAAAUCCAGACUACUAGGUUUAGGAGACGUUAAGUGAAGUGGUUCAUGAUCGAUUACAUUUACUUUUUGUCGCAUUCUAGGUCUUGAGUUUCAAUCAUUGUUCAAUGAAUACCUUUGUAUUCAUUCUUCGUAAACUAUAUUCUCUGAAUUUAAAUCAUUUAUGUUCUUAUUGUUAUUACAAUUAUUUUGAUUUCUUUAUUAUUCCUUCUUUUGUUUUUAGUUUCAUCUUAUUGUACUUAAGUGAUAGAUCAUACUCAUAAUUGUUCCAUAUUCAACAUUAAUUAUGACAAACUGUUUACAGUUGACGAUCAAAAGUUAUUAAUCGUUCUUGUAUAUAAGAAAGGAAACAGAAUAGAAGAAGGAACUAAUUAUUGGAAUAUAUAUAUUUUUCCCUAUGAAUAAAAGAAUUCCCUAUUGAAUUCUAAUAAACUGACAGGUAUUCAAAUCAAGUAAUUAUCAUGACACACAUUCAGACGCCCCACAAUGGUAGUAUUUCUCGACCUUAAGGCGGCAUUCGACUCUGUUGAUCGUGAGGUUCUAUGGCAGUGUUUGUCACUGAAAGGAGUACCAAAGAAGUACAUUAACCUUAUAAAGGCUCUCUACUCGAACACAACUGGUAGAGUGAGAGCUUAUGGCGAACUGUCAUCACAAUUGAUUACCUCAAGUGGUGUUCGUCAGGGCUGUCUACUCUCUCCAUUCUUGUUUAACUUUGUCGUUGACGUGCUUUUAGAGAUAACACUCUCCUCAUCUAAAUUUCCAGGGGUUGAACUUCUACCAGGAGAUUCACUUGUUGACCUGGAAUAUGCCGAUGACAUAGUUUUAUUUGGUGAAGACGCUGACAAAAUGCAGAGUCUUCUGACCACUCUAAGCAACAAUGCAAGCAUGUUCGGGAUGCGAUUCUCUCCCUCGAAAUGCAAAAUGUUGCUUCAGGAUUGGGUUGCAUUGACACCCGAACUAAUGAUAGGGAGUGAAGUAGUCGAGCGUGUCGACCGCUUCACUUAUCUUGGAAGUCUCAUCAGCCCUUGUGGUCUGGUGUGUGACGAAAUCUCCGCACGGAUACAGAAGGCUCGACUAGCUUUUGCCAACUUGCGUCAUUUAUGGCGUAGGCGAGAUAUCCGUCUAUCAACCAAAGGACGUGUUUACUGCGCAGCAGUUCGUUCCGUCCUACUUUAUGGCAGUGAAACAUGGCCGGUAAGAGUAGAGGAUAUCCGUAGGUUACUAGUAUUCGAUCAUAGGUGUCUUCGAAAUAUUGCUCGUAGAUCCUGGGACCAUCGAGUAAGUAAUGAAGUUGUUAGAAAACGGGUACUAGGUAAGGAUGGAAAAUCAAUUGAUGAAGUAAUGGAACCUCAUCAGUUGAGAUGGCUGGGACAUGUGUUACAUAUACCUAACCACCGACCGCCCCGACGAGCGAUGUUUCAUGGUGGAGUAGGUUGGAAAAAAGUUAGAGGCGGCCAGACCAAAACAUGACACAAAUCCAUGAAUUCACUGACAAGUGGACUGAGCCGUGUUGGUAGAUGUAGACUACCUGGUUGGGAUCCGUGAGAUAAUAGCAACCGGUGGUUAGAGACCUUAAGUGAUAUGGCUCAAAAUCGUUUGUAAUGGCGCAGGUGCAUCCACUCUUUGUGUUCUACCAAUUUCUAAUCUUCUGAAUUCUUUAUAUCCCUUUCUUUUUUCUCUUCCCAAAUUUAUUUCACUGGAUUAUACUCCUUGAAUAACAUUUUCAAGCCCUAAUUUUUCUGAUUACAGCUUAUAAUUUUACUACAUUUAGCACUACGGGAUUUGAAUCGACCACAGCAUCUCUGUGCUAAUGUGGUGUGGCAACUCGAACUGAUGUACGUA
Messenger RNA from Schistosoma guineensis, 2061 nucleotides. The record is from the annotation of a GenBank genome assembly. NCBI's taxonomy places the organism in Eukaryota, Metazoa, Platyhelminthes, Trematoda, Strigeidida, Schistosomatidae.